Messenger RNA from Amphibalanus amphitrite, 1907 nucleotides. Its product is annotated as dipeptidase 1-like. Gene Ontology annotation, biological process: proteolysis. The transcript is spliced from 12 exons. NCBI's taxonomy places the organism in Eukaryota, Metazoa, Arthropoda, Thecostraca, Balanomorpha, Balanidae. The record is from RefSeq and is a predicted model, not a curated record. Gene Ontology annotation, molecular function: metallodipeptidase activity. Bases 1 to 1662 code for a protein of 553 amino acids.
AUGGCCACACUGCGCCAAAACGGACACUGUAACGGCACUCUCCGGACGGGGAGCACCACGGGAGGCGGCUUGGAGGACCGCCUCCGCUCCCGGUUCGGCGGUACUCACGGAGACGGUCCUAGAGACGAACAAAGCGUCGCAGACGGAGCGGAAACUUUCGAAAUGACCCGCCUGCACCCGACAAACGGCUCUGACCCGACUCAACUGAUCGUUGACCGGUCACAGGGACAGCCGGUGGACCUGAUACCUGUCGAGCGGGUCAUCAGGUGUUCGAAGGCCGGCCCGCCUGCUGACCUACUGGUGACCUCGUUUGACCUGUUGAAUUCUCCGGGGCUAUCACCGGAUGCACCGUCCGAUCACAGCCCUGGUCAGGAGCGCCAGGUUCAUGACAAAGAAAACACCAGUCGCCUGCAGCACCGACACUGGUGUAUCGUGGCCAUGUUGCUACUGGUGACUGCUGCCUCGGGCCUCAUCAGUGUGCCUCUGGUGGUGAGAGACAUGGAUCCCUCGGCAGCCAGCCGUCAUCUGAUGGCUGCUCGGCGACUCCUCAACGAAGUGCCGCUGGUCGACGGACACAAUGACUUUGCCUGGAACGCGCGCCGCUUUGUCUACAACAAGCUGAAGAGCGUGAACCUGACGUCCAGUUUGCGGCACGUGCGGCCCUGGAACGAGAGCGUCUGGUCGCACACGGACCUGGCCCGGCUGCGAGAGGGCAGGGUCGGCGCCCAGUUCUGGAGCGUGUACGUGCCGUGCGGUGCCCAGCACUUGGACGCUGUGCCGAUUGCGCUGGAGCAGCUGGACACCAUACUACGGAUGGUGGGACGGUACCCCGAUCAUACCGAGAUGGCCACCACAGCCGACGAGGUGAUGGCGAUCCACGCCCGAGGUAGGAUGGCCAGCCUUCUGGGUGUGGAGGGAGGCCACGCUAUCGGAGACAGCCUGCCGGUGCUUCGGAGUCUCUACUCUCUGGGUGCCCGCUACCUGACCCUCACACACACCUGCAGUACCCCGUGGUCAGAGCAUUCCGAGGUUCCACCGAUGGACCAGAAGGGACUUGCAGGCAUUGGAAAGCAGGUGGUUCGCGAGAUGAACCGUCUGGGGAUGAUGGUGGACCUCAGCCACACCAGUCUGCAGACUAUGCGGGACGUACUGGCGGUGAGCAGGGCACCAGUGAUAUUCUCUCAUUCGGCCGCCCAGUCGCUCUGCAACAUCUCGCGAAACGUGCCCGAUGUUAUCUUACGACAACUGGCGCUGCAGGGCGGCCUGGUGAUGGUCAGCUUCUACAGUCGCUUCCUUACGUGCUCCGACACUGCCACCGUGGACGAUGUGAUCGCCCACAUUGAGCACAUCCGGUCGGUGGCCGGACCUCAGCACGUCGGUCUCGGGGCCGGCUACGACGGUAUCAACCGGGUACCUCUCGGCCUUCCGGACUCCUCCUCCUAUCCGGUGCUAGUGACUCGGCUGUUGGCCAGACCGGGCUGGUCAGAACAGGACGUCAAGGCACUGGUUGGCCUCAACUUCCUCAGGGUGUUUAGGAAAGUGGAAAAGGUGCGGGACCGCCUGUCUGCUGAGGAGCCGUUGCCGCUGGACAGGGUGACCCCGGAGGUACCCGCCCAACCCACCAGCGCGUGUUCUUAUCGAGUGCCGCUUCACACGCACUGAGACGGAGGUGAUACGUUUGGAGGUUAUGAGGGCGAGAAUGUAUCCUUUAGAACGCGCUGCUUUGAUAUAGACUCGAAGUGUGCUGAGAACUGUGAGACCACAGACCACUACAUUUACGACAUGUAUACUUCUAAGUGGUAUAUGGUGAUCUGAAUGGGUGCCAGUAUUUGAUAUAGGGGAAGUUGGGGGAACGCCGAAUACUUUUUUUCUGACGCCCGUAGCACGCAAGGUAGACAACAUAAGCU